Anastrepha obliqua is the source of this 1911-nucleotide messenger RNA. Its product is annotated as synaptic vesicle glycoprotein 2C. Lineage: Eukaryota; Metazoa; Arthropoda; Insecta; Diptera; Tephritidae. Gene Ontology annotation, cellular component: membrane. Bases 101 to 1696 code for a protein of 531 amino acids. The transcript has 7 exons. Gene Ontology annotation, biological process: transmembrane transport. Gene Ontology annotation, molecular function: transmembrane transporter activity. The record is from RefSeq and is a predicted model, not a curated record.
UUCGCAAAUCAUUCAUCGCAGGAGUGUUGCUGGUGGCAGUGGCUUUCCUCAGUACUCUACAAUUAGUUGUUAUUUCUAAGCGUUUUAGAUUUGACACAAAAUGCAAUUCUCGGAUAGUAAAAACGAAGGUCGCCAACCUAUCGCAGUAGGCAUUUUAGAGGCUGGCAAUCGCGCUGGUAUUGCGGGUGUUGGCGCGAGUAACGAAUUGGAAUAUGAAUUUGUGUUGGCGCGAAUUGGAUUCGGAAAGACACAAUGGAUAUUACUCUUCAUCUCCGGCUUGUUAACUCUCGGCUCCAUGGCCACCCAAACCUCGGUGGGUAUCAUGGCCAUAGCGUCACAAUGCGAAUUUGGCAUGAGUCAAGGUGAAAAAGGCAUAAUGAUGGCGGCAUGUGUGACAGGCAUUUUUCUAUCCACAUACUUUUGGGGCUAUGCCAGUGAUGCCAUCGGCCGUCGUUCGGUACUCUUCUAUGGCAUGCUGGUCACCAACUUGCUACAAUUGAUCUCAAUGUUCAUUACAAAUAUAUGGGUUUUCAACGUGGUAAACUUAUUAAUGGGCGUAAGUUUGGGAGGCGUUUCAGCAGCCAUUUACGCAUACCUCGGUGAAUUCAAUACUGACAAACAUCGCGCUGUAGUUAUAAAUUAUUCAACGAUGUUCGUAAGCGUCGCAGCGAUUUAUAUGCCAGCUACCUGUUGGUUGGUCCUCUCUGCAGACUGGUCACUUCACAUAAGCGACGGUUUUGUUUUUCGCCCUUGGCGUUUGAUAAUUCUUUUUAAUUUAUUGCCAGGUUUAAUUGGAGCGCUGUUGCUGUAUCCCUUUCCGGAAAGUCCAAAGCUAUUGUUGGCACAGGAUAAGGAAUACGAGGCCAUUGCUGCACUGGAAUGGAUUUGUAAAUUUAAUUGCGGUCGUUCACUCGGUAGUGUUUUAGGAAAUGACACAGAUUUGAAAUUGAAGCCAGAACAAAUUGGUGACGAUGAUUUGCGCAGUGGUGGGGGUGGUGUUUGUGGCAUACUCGUGAGCAUUUGGAGAGCUACAGUGCCGCUCUUCCACAAACCACAUUGCAUAAAUUUCAUAUUAAGCAUUGUUUCAGUUUUUGGCAUGUUUCUCACUUCGGCGGGUAUGCAAAUUUGGUAUCCGGAAAUUGUUAAUCGUUCAUCGGGUGAAAAUGCCGGUAACAGUUCAUCAGUGUGUGAGAUUUUGGAAGCAUCAUUCGAAAAACAACGCCAAAAUGUGACCACUGUCGAUGCUGAGAUUUGUGAUGAUAGCAUAACAACAAAGACCUACGUUGACAAUAUGAUUGUCGGCUGUGCAUUUUUAGUAGGUUUUGCUAUACAGGGUGCGCUAUUGAACCCCUUGGGUCGCAAAAACGUCUUAUUAGCUGCAUUGGCGAUUGGAACCUUAAGUGGAAUUCUGCUGCAUUUCGUUGUUAAUACACAAGUGGUCUUAGUGCUGUUUUGCUUAUACAUUCUCAUGCCAGGAUUGUCCAUUUCAAUAAUGUGUGGCGCAAUGGUGGAUUUGGUGCCGACGCAUUUAAGAGCCAAAGCGGUUAGUAUUGGUUUGUCGAUGGGCCGUCUGGGUGUGAUAGUCGCCUCAAAUAUGAUUGGUGUAAUGUUGGAGCCGUACUGUAAUACCACUUUUGCCAUACUCACAGCAUCAAUAUUAAUCUGCGGCUUCUUGGUGCAUUUCCUGCCAAUAUAAAGUUAUUAAUUAAUACUUUAUUGGCUCUAAAUAAACGCUGCAAAAGGAUUUUUGCGAUUUAACAUCGAUAUAAAUAUCGUUAUUGUUGUUUUCAACACAAUUGCCUUUAUUUUGCCACGCUUUUGGUAUGGAUUACAAGCUUUAAAUUGUUUAUUACCUAUAAAAUUUGUAUUUAUGUACAUGCCACAAUUAAAUAAAAAUAUUUCUUUAGUUUA